Fundulus heteroclitus (mummichog) is the source of this 712-nucleotide messenger RNA. RefSeq names its product perforin-1. The record is from RefSeq and is a predicted model, not a curated record. The transcript has a single exon. Lineage: Eukaryota; Metazoa; Chordata; Actinopteri; Cyprinodontiformes; Fundulidae. Bases 23 to 421 code for a protein of 132 amino acids.
CCUCCUCAGUCUCCUUUGAGUCAUGGCCCCCAAUCUUCCUGUCCUGCUCCUGGUCCUGUGUGCUCUCAGCUUGGCUCAGGCCCAGCUUAGGCUUUUCAACCUUCGGGCCAGCAAACUUCCCUCUGACCUGUUUGGAACCACAGACGGUUAUGUGAAGGUGUUCUGUGGUGCAGCCACCCUGGGUAAGACUUCUGUUCGUAAAGACACAGUCAACCCUUGGUGGGAAGAGGAGUUUGCCCACUUCCAGGCUCAAGAGAAUGAAGUUCUGAGGCUUGAAGUGUAUGACAGUGACCUUGUCUUUGAUGAUCUGUUGGGGGUGUGCCAGCGUCAGAUGCAGCUGGGAACCCAUCAACAUGACUGCUAUCUAGAAAAAGGCGGCACACUUCACUAUUCCUACACCCUUGGACAAGAAAGCCAGUAGGGUUGUGUAGAUCUACAUAACAUACUGGUGUGACACAGUCGACAUCCAUUAUUCCCACUCUUUAUAUUGAUGUAUGUGAUUUUGGCUCAGUGAUUCCAUAUCUUAGAUCCAGUAUUAAUAUAAAAUCCAAAUAAGAAUAAUCUUUAUUUGGCCAUGAUUGUGUGCACAAGCAAAGAAUUUGAUGUCAGUUACAGCACUCACAGCAUGCAGACAUUUGGUAUAAAUGUAUGACUAGAUUGUUAAAAUGUUUGACCAUUUUAAUACUACAAAUAAACCAUUACAGCAACAAAA